Molecule: messenger RNA, 3920 nt
Organism: Galleria mellonella (greater wax moth)
Lineage: Eukaryota; Metazoa; Arthropoda; Insecta; Lepidoptera; Pyralidae
Gene: TSG101
Product: tumor susceptibility gene 101 protein
Exons: 1
Coding region: 108-1310 (400 amino acids)
Biological process (GO): endosome to lysosome transport; protein modification process; protein transport
Cellular component (GO): ESCRT I complex
Molecular function (GO): ubiquitin binding
Source: RefSeq, a predicted model, not a curated record
AAAUCAUUAAUGACAAAUUGCUAAGAUAGGUGUUAGUGUAAUUUUACAAUUUUUAUAUUUUUAUUGUUGAAGUCAAUAUUUCUGUUGUUAUCUAAAAUUUUGUAGUCAUGGCAAAUGAUGAGGUGGUUUUAAAACAAUACUUAGCGAAGUAUAAACAUCGAGAAUACACUGCUCGCGAGGUAAUAAAUUUGAUACAAGUGUAUAGGAGUUUGACAUAUCGUUUGGAAGCCUUUGUUUUUAAUAAUGGAUCUAGGAAAGACUUGCUGAAUCUGGACGGUACUAUUCCUGUAAAUUACAAAGGUGCAUAUUACAACAUACCUAUCUCCAUUUGGCUCAUGGACACUCAUCCACAAAAUGCGCCUCUGUGUUUCGUAAAGCCUACUGCAGAUAUGUCGAUCAAAGUGUCAAUCUACGUUGAUAAUAAUGGAAAGAUUUAUUUACCGUAUUUACACGAAUGGUCUCAGAAUGGCUCCACCCUGCAGAAAUUGAUACAAACUAUGAUAACAGCUUUUGGAGAGAUCCCUCCAGUAUAUUCCAGACCAAGAAACGAAACAAGGACACCUUACCCCGUGGCAUCAUUUAUGCCACAGCCAUCAGGGUACCCUUACCCUCAGGUGACACCGCAACCUGGUUACCCUACAACAACACCUUAUCCUACUGUAUCAAAUUUGCCAUACCCUAAUUUUGGGACACCUUAUCCAGGAUCAACUACUACAAAUGGCACUCCUUACCCACCAGCACCAACUACCACUCCAUACCCGCCUGCAAACAACUACACAAGUGGUCCAGAUGUUGCUGGUGGUACAAUAACUGAGGAGCACAUCAAGUUAUCUUUGCUUUCUGCUGUUCAAGAUAAACUGAGAAGGAGACUGACGGAGCAGUCUCAGCAGUCACAGGCAGAACUGGAGACUUUACGACGGACAGAACAGGAACUGCAGCAAGGCAAGACACGGCUUGAAGAUAUUCUAGCACGGUUGCAGAGAGAACGAAGCGAUUUAGAUAAAAAUGUAGCCAUUUUACAAGAAAAAGAAAAGGAGUUAGAAGCGGCUGUGGAGCGUUUGGCAGAGCAGGAAGGUGUUGAUGUUGAUGAGGCAGUUGUUACAACAGCUCCUUUGUACUCGCAGCUACUAAAUGCUUUUGCUGAGGAGGCCACUUUGGAGGAUGCAAUUUACUACAUGGGUGAAGCAUUACGUAAGGAAGUGAUAGAUCUAGACACGUUUUUGAAGCAAGUACGUACACUGGCACGUAGACAGUUCACCUUACGAGCUCUGAUGCACAAGUGCCGGCAGAAGGCUCAACUGGCAUGCUAGUAAUAAGUUUCAAUUUUGAAACCAAUAAGUCAGUACUAAGUGAGUAUAUUGGUAUGUGACUCAUAUUAAUUAAAAUAAUUUAUAUGCUUAUUACACACAGCAUCAUAAUCUAAAGAUGUUUUAUUGUUUUCUAUUUAUUUUCUGUAAAUCAAUAUAAAUUCAACUAUAAUUUUUAUUAUGAAAGGCAAUUUGUGACUAUUUGAAAUUAAUAGUGUAUUUGUUUAUUUACCAAUAUUGCAAUUACCUUUAAUUAUUUAUUGAAAUCAUAUUGAAAUGCUGUUACAUAUUUGUCAUUCUGUAUGUGGAUCAUUUCUAAUACUGUUCAAAAUAGAGAAUAACAAAGUCAUAAGUUAUCUUGUUCAAAUUGUAAUGAAAAAUUACAAUUAUAAAUAUUUUAUACUUUCAAUAAUGAGUAUAUAGAGAAAAUCAGGGUUUUUGUUUACAUUCAAGUGCAUUUGUUAUUCAACACUGUUAGAAUUUUAAUGCAAAACUAAUACUUGCAUGUAGAGUUAAGACAUAUUAUCACUAGUAUUAUCCUUUAUUCUAUCCUGCUAAGAAGAAAGUGCAUAGUGCAAGUAACAAAUUUUAUGAAAUUAACUAAAUUAUAUUCUCAGAUGCAUAUGUGAAAAUUUUUACUGGAACCUUUUGUAUAUUUGCUUUAAAUUUAGUUAAGCUUGAUUACAUCAUUUUUAAUUCAACUUUCUAGCCAUGAAAUUUGUGCUUUCUUCUUGACAGGUUAGUAUUAUUAUGCUUAGAUGUUAUAUCUGCAGUUGAGAGGUCACAUUUCACCAGUAGAAAUUUUAGUAGACUUGAAUUAUGCAAUUAUUUUAUUUGAAAUCGUAGAGAACACAUGAAUAUAAAUGCUCAGUUUAUGGUAUGUCUAUAGAGAAAUAUUUUCUCUAUUAGGUAAGUGCUAGACAAUAAGCAUUUUCAAUAUUAUGAAAUUCAUAUUAAGUUGGAAAUGUGUUCUAUCUUGCAGGCUUACUUCAACAAAGACAACAAAAUAGUUUAUAAAUUUUAUAUUAUGACAUGUUUAAGAAAUAUAACCCAUUGUAUUCUAUAUAAUCAAAUUGGAAUGUUAAUAUUUAAAUGUAAGGAUUUGUGCAGAUAAGGAAUAUUCAUCAACAUGCUUUUUGUCUAUCUGAACAGUACAUAGAGUUACAUUUCAUAACUUGAUCCAGUAUAGGACUCUAGGAAGUCCCUGGCUGGGAUAAAACUUGUCUCCAUAGUCUCUAAACAAAUAAAGAGGCAUGUUUAUUUCCACAUUGUUAUAAUUACAUCAUAUUAUGAACUAAAGAGGCAUAGACACAUGAAGUACAUGACAGUGACAGCACUAACUAUAGACUGGUUGGUGAAUACUAUCUAUGACAAAUACUAAUAUAAAUACUAAAUAGAAGCUAUCACUCUAUCAAUACUUGGCAGUGGGGUUGAUUUUGCCAUUUCUUUAAACAUAUUUCUAAAAUGAUCACUUUGAUAUCACAGAAAAUUCUUUAUUCAAUGUAUCAAUAUGAAUUUAAUUUCUGAUAUAUUUAAAAUUAUUGUAAAUUUAGUUUAUGAUGGUUUAUAAAGCUUCAAUUUUGCACUUAUCAAAUUAAAAUAUUAGGUUAAGAGAAAUGGCGUCUCAGAAUCGGUCCCAUUGGUAUUUACUGUUACAUAUUGGUAUUCUCUAUAACAUCUGUCUUUGUCACUGCUACAUACUAAUAACAUUGAGUAUUUCAUAUAUAAUUUCGAACACAAAAAUGCUGAUGAUCAUUAGUUGUAAUUCCAUAACAGCAUAGCAUUAUUGAUCAUAUGUAAACAUCAGAGAUUGAAAAAAGUGAAAACCAUUAAAUAUGGUGUCACAUAAAACAAGGUGAAGGUACAUGUUUGUCAUUGUAAAUCUAAAAGUGUUAUUUUAAAAUGAGACAUAAAACCCGGCUGCUUCUAUAAUGAAAUUAACAAAUAAUAUUUUCAGAAUGUUUAAUAUAAUAUAAAUAAUAAUAAUCAGUAUACGCAAAUAGGAUAUGUUUUUGUUUGUUUAUACACCAUGAUUCCCACUUUACAUCAGGUGGAACAUUAGCUUAUUGCUAUAUAAUACAAUAUAAAUAAGUAAAAAAAUUUGUAAACAAAUUUUUUUCACUUAGGAAAAGUGUCAUCUGAUACUUUACCUUUCAAUAGCUCUGUAAGACAGAAUCAUACCUUAUCUGUCAAAAUCAACAAGUCUAAAAAACUAUUUGGUUUCAGCAAGUAUACAAAAUUAUUCUGUAAAAUAAUUUACUUCAGCAGUUGGGUAAAUUUGUUUCCAAUAGCAUUAUUUUAUUAAUUUACUUCAUAUUGCAUAUGAAUAAGUUUUAGGCACCAAUACUGUCAAGGUUGUAGAUGGAUAAUAAUUCCAUUUUUAAAAUGAGAUUUAACAAGAUGCAGUGUAAUUUUUUAUUAUUGAAAUAAUUGUUCCUUCAUGGAUGUAUGUACAGUAGAUUAAAACAAUAUUAUACAUUAUUUAAUUUUAUAUAAAUAAUAUUACUGAGAGAUAAUUGUUAUAAGUUUUAUAUCUCGAAAAAUGUAAUUGUAUAAUGUUUGUAUCGCUCGCGUGAAUCGCGACUGAUAAGUCACAAUAAAUAUGAAAAUGUC